This is a messenger RNA of Daucus carota subsp. sativus, 978 nucleotides long. RefSeq names its product probable nucleoredoxin 1. NCBI's taxonomy places the organism in Eukaryota, Viridiplantae, Streptophyta, Magnoliopsida, Apiales, Apiaceae. The record is from RefSeq and is a predicted model, not a curated record. Bases 1 to 870 code for a protein of 289 amino acids. The transcript has 3 exons.
AUGGUCCUCUCAGCCAGACAUGGUCUAGGAAUUGCAUGUUUCACGGUGUGGAAUGAAUAUUUUUGUCGUGGAUUACGGAGGUUUACGAGGGGAUAUGUAACUUCAGUUGAGGGAAAUUUAUUGUUACAGUCAGAACCUGGUUCUGUUUCUCGGAGCAUAAAGUUUUCGAAGCAGUAUUGCAGUGAAGCAAAUCCAAAAAAAGGUGGAGACAGAGGCGAGGAAGAGCUUAAAGUCAAAGAAGGAGAUAUUAUUAACUUAACGGACCUUCUGUUUACCGAGAACAGGGAUUAUCUCGUCAAACACAGUGAUGAUCAAAAGGUAAAAGCUGAGCACUUGGUAGGAAAGGCUAUACUUUUAUACUUUGUACCAAUAUGUUCUGAGCUUACUGAAUUUGAGAGGGAGUAUACAACAUCUUUGGUCGACAUAUACUAUGAUUCACUGCCAAACAAUGAUUUUGAAGUCAUCCUUGUCGCAGUUAAUAAUCUUUGUGCUAGCUAUAGUAGGUCUCAUCUCCAAAGCGACCCUCAAAAGAAUUUUGAAGAAAUGUUUUCUCAAAUGCCAUGGACUGCCAUACCGUUCUCAGAUAUAGCAUCACAGAAACGCAUAGCAAGAAGAUUUAGCAUCUCAGAAUUUGAUUUUUAUUGCACUGUUUCAUUUCUUCUUGAUUCAAAAGGUAUUGUUUUGACAUGCAAUGCUUGUCCAUAUUUUACAAGAUAUGGUACUCAAGGUUAUCCGUUCACCAAAGAAAGAAUAAGAGACCUGGAGUCUGGAGAUGAUAGAGCAGCUAAGCAACCCUCUUUGGAAACACUCCUUGGCUCUCCUGUACGUGAUUAUGUCAUCUCAAACAAGGAGGAAAGGGUAAUGUCUUAAAAGUUUAAGAGCACAUUAUGUGAUUAUGAUAACUUUACUCGUGAAAUGAUUAUUUAUUCUACCCAUAAAUAAUGUAAUUUCAUUUGCGCAUUCUGGUGAAGUCAGAUU